Molecule: messenger RNA, 2337 nt
Organism: Cyphellophora attinorum
Lineage: Eukaryota; Fungi; Ascomycota; Eurotiomycetes; Chaetothyriales; Cyphellophoraceae
Product: Cutinase transcription factor 1 beta
Exons: 3
Coding region: 1-2337 (778 amino acids)
Biological process (GO): DNA-templated transcription
Molecular function (GO): DNA binding; zinc ion binding
Source: RefSeq, a predicted model, not a curated record
AUGGACGGCUUGAAUGAGCUUACUUUACCACUUGACGGCAUGUCGGCUGCUGCCAAUAUUCAGGCUCUUGACGACUCGCUGAAUCAGCAUCGUCCACACAUGCUCUAUCAGACUCAAGGCCAUCGAUUGACUACAGAAGAGCGUUCUCGUCGAAUGUCGAACCUUGAGCUGAGUAGCCGCAUACCUGCUUUCCAGUCUCCUUCAGCAGUCCCCAACAUUGCUCAGCUCCUCCCACAGCAACUGCUGGGGUCGAACGACCUUUUGCCGUCAUAUGUUCGAGCUGUCGGGCCCAACAUAAUGGGCGAAGAUCUCAGCUAUCUGCAACGAAUAGGCGCUUUCAGCAUCCCGGAGACCGCUCUUCGAAACGAGCUUCUGCGUUGCUAUGUACAAUACGUACAUCCGAACUUGCCACUUCUGGACUUGAAAGACUUCCUCUCAGCUAUUCAUAAGAACGAUGUGUCGGAUACAGUCAGCCUCUUGCUACUUCAGGCAGUCAUGUUCGCCGGCACCGGGUUCAUUGAUAUGCGGUACCUGGUCGCGCAAGGUUAUGAUACUCGGAAAGCUGCACGACGAGCAUACUUCCAAAAGUGCAAAGCACUGUUCGAUUUUGACUAUGAGCUUGAUCGCUCCGUCAUUGUGCAGGCUGUCCUUCUGAUGACCUACUGGUAUGAAGCUCCAGAUGACCCAAAGGACAUUUGGCAUUGGCUUGGUAUUGCCAUUUCUACCGCCCGAACAAUCGGUAUGAAUUGCGAUACUUCUGGUGCUGACAUGCCUGUCAAGACUCGCAAUCUAUGGAAGCGGCUCUGGUGGUGCUGCUUCAUGCGGGAUCGCUUGAUCUCUUUGGGCAUGAGACGACCUCUGCGGAUCAACGAGAACGAAUCCGAUCUUCCCAUGCUCGCGCUGGAAGAUUUCGAGACAGAGGCUAUGUCCUUGGAGCUCAGUCGAAUGCUCGGAGGUUGUCCUGUUGUUCGGGAUGAAUCGAAGCGCAUCACUCUGGCAAAGAUGUGCGUCGCGCUAUGCAAGCUAUGCGUCAUGGUAUCGCCUAUCUUUGACCUACAAUACUCCCUCAGUGCCGCUAAGCUGGGCCUAACACAGGAGACAACACUUCGACUUGGUCCGAAAACAACAGCUGCUGAUGCCGGCGAGGUCAUGCGAUUGGACGACGAGCUCACUAAUUGGUUCAGCGAUCAGGACGUGGACUUGCACUACUUCGUGCCAGAAACACAGGAUCGGACGAAUUCGAACGAUGGAGAAGUGAUCGGUCUGCAUCGUGCCUUAUUGUCUGGAGUGUAUCUGACUCUCAUCUCUGCCCUCCACCGCCCGCAGAUCCUGCCAACCGUACCGACCACGUUCAUUUCACCAGAUCUGCAGGAUGUAUCGCGCCGCAAGAUGCGAUCUGCAGCAGACGAUAUCACCGAGAUCUACAAGGAUCUGUACGCGGCUGACAUGAUCCGCUACCUACCAAACACGGGUGUUUCAGUUCUACUCCCGGCAAUCAUUGUUCACAUGCUAGACCUCAAAUCCACCGACUCUGGUGUGAAGCAAGCCAGUGCUCGCAAAUUCCAGUUCUGCAUGCAGGCACUCCAAAGGCUUCGCGAGAUGUACGCUUCGGCCGACUUUGCCUUCUCAUUCCUCGACGCCGCUGUGCGCCGUGCGGACGUCAAUGUCCCACAAGGGCCCCCGAAAGUGGCCGCAGCUGCCACGGAAGAUAAGCUUGCACAGAUGCAGGGCGGCGCUUGGACGGCCAAGAACAUUCUCUUUGCUUCAACCAUCUCCCCUGAAGAACGCAAGCUGUUCUCGGCGUUCACACCACCCGAGUCGGAUUCUUCUCUACACUCGGUCAUGACAGGUGGUGCAGCGAUCGCAUUGACUGAUCUACCUCUAUCCGACCACAGCGACAGCGGAGAUGGCAGCCAAGAGAGUGCUGAAGAGGCCGAAGCGCGACAAAUGGAAGAACAAGCUCUUCACGACUUUGACACCCUGAUCAACAUGGAGGGCGGUAACGACAGCAUGUUUGGAGAAGACGAUCAUCAGCGCAAUGAGAUUUACGACGCCAUGAAUGAUGCUUGGUUGAAUGGUAUGAAUGAUGACAUGCAAUCAAAAGUGGGGAGAGAGGCGCAUCUUGCACUUCAUUCAGCCGACGAUCUGGGUGACAACGAUUCUAAAAGUUUGGGAUUCAUGGAACAGGGCAAAAGCGAUAUGGCUGAUGCAAUGAGUGCGUACCAGGAGGUCAAGGAGAUGGAGACGGACCUUGAUGCUGGAACUGAAUCGUUCUUGCUCCAACUGGCAAAUCGAAGGCGUCGCUGCCUUCUUGAACACAGCUUAGAAGCCUGGUGA